AUCGUGUGGUGGUGAGAUCCUGUGACGGGGGGUCGUUCUCGGGCAAUGUCGAGAAGCCUGACCCCGCCAUGGACCUGUACUACCGGGGGGGCGAGGAUUUUCCGGGCUGUCGUCGAGGAGCUGAUCGAUGACGAAAGGGCUCGGAGGUGCCCGUAACGUCCUCCUUGCCGGGGGUUCGUCCGGCGGUCUCGGCGUCAUGGUGCACUGCGACCGCUUCCGGCGCCCUUUCCCGGAGAAUGUGAGAGUGAAGUGUCUCGCCGACAGCUCGCUCUUCCUCCGCGUCCGAGACCCCCGGCGUGCGGCCUUCUUUGAUGACGUCUUCUGCGAUGUCGUGAGCUUGCACCGUCCGGACAACGCGUUGCCCAGACGGUGCACGGCGAAAAUGGGGGCGGGGGCGUGUUUCAUCCCCCGAAACCUGGUUCGGUACAUCGAAUCACCGUUUUUCCUUAUGAACUCGGCAUUCGAUUCGUUCCAGGUCACGAACACGUUCUCCAAGCCCUUGCACGGCCGCGUCAUGAACCACAGGGUUGGCCGAGGGGACUUGGCUCUCCUCCGAGACUUUCGGGGGCAAACAAUCAGAGCCCUGCCCCGACCAAGCCGCAUGAAGGGGUAUCUAAUCACAUCCCUCUUCAUUCACAGGCUUGGUACGGUGCAGGGCUACAAAGGGCCAAAGUUUCCCGGACGAAAGUCCAAGUCUUUUGAGAGUGCAUUGGUCGAUUGGUUUUUCGAUCGAGCGACUAAUGUUCGCUUCAUAGACCCCUCUAAACAGCCCUUCUAUGAGCCUCCCCGUGUAGUCAAGGAUUAAGGAGAAGACAUCAACUUCAAUAAAUAAGUUCAGUUGAUGUAAUUAAUGUAUCAUUAUCUAUUUGUCAUUAACUAUUUAAUGAAUAUUAUUGAACUUC
Molecule: messenger RNA, 902 nt
Organism: Cuscuta campestris
Lineage: Eukaryota; Viridiplantae; Streptophyta; Magnoliopsida; Solanales; Convolvulaceae
Source: the annotation of a GenBank genome assembly